Messenger RNA from Poecilia reticulata (guppy), 8323 nucleotides. RefSeq lists its product as uncharacterized. The record is from RefSeq and is a predicted model, not a curated record. NCBI's taxonomy places the organism in Eukaryota, Metazoa, Chordata, Actinopteri, Cyprinodontiformes, Poeciliidae. Gene Ontology annotation, molecular function: growth factor activity; receptor tyrosine kinase binding; glial cell-derived neurotrophic factor receptor binding.
UCCUGGAAAUGUUCUUCAGGUGAUAGAAGGCCGAUUUUGUAGCUGUCUUUAUGACUCUGAAGGUUAAGGCUAGAGUCCAUCACUACACCCAGGCUUUAAAUAACACAUGGGAGACUUUAUUUAUUACUCACUGGGUGACUUUUUGAGGCACACAGUUUAAUUUGGGGGUAUCAGGGAAAAAAAAGUAUGCAACAGUUUCCCUGAUUUAUUGUAGAGACGUUUAGCGUGCUGCUCCUUCUCGGAACUCUUCCUGAAGUGUGUUCCAAGUAUCCAGAGACUGCCAUCCGUUUGGGGCCUUGAGUCUGUCAGGAGUCUAAACGAGCAGCUGAGAAAACAGUCAACAACAGAUCCAGAGUGUUUAAAAUUGAUGCAGCAACGACCACCGUUCAGUCUGGAGGUUUCGGCUCAGCCCUGCACAACACACACAAACACGCGGGGGCGCGCGCUUGAUCCUUGGAAUGUGCACAGGGUCCAUCCCGUACCGCUCGUGCGUGCGGAAGCCAACGCGCUCUACAUUUAUCCAGAUUGAGAGUAUAAACAGUGAAGGACAGAUGUCUGCUGGCAGAUUCUUGAACGAAACGCUCCCUGACUGGUCCGUGUGACAGCUGCCCCCCGCCCCCGCUCCCAGCAGCAGGAACAAAAAGACAUCCGAGACAUGUGGAUGGGGAGGAAAAUUGAGAGCACUUUGUGAGGCCGCCACCGCGCUCGGGUUUCAUAAGGUCUCUGUCUGUCAGGCGAGGCGCGCUGUUUUUACGCAUCGCAUCCAUUCCUCUCCGUAGCCGCGCCGAGCUCUGCUGGGAGAAGACAGAGCGGCGGAGCUGUCUGUAGAUUCACACCAGUUCAGAACUUUUUUUGUGUGCUUAAUUUAUUCAUGUGUUUAAUUAUAGAUGCGUGUCUUUCUACGCGCGUUCUUGGAGAUGAGGGGAAAGAGCUGCGUAAAAGACGCGAUAUGGGCAGAUCUAGGAGAAUAUCUUUUGCAACCCUUUCAACUUUCCAGCUCAGAUCGCCACCUGAUGCGUGAACAGGAGAAACGGCGGACUUCAGAGUGAUCCUGGCACGGCGGCACUCCGUACUCGGACACCCAGAAACCGAUCCGAACUGUUCUCCAGACAGACGCGCGGGGCCGUGUUGUUAUUUACUCAUUAAGCUCUGUUAGAGGCAAGACCGAACAGGUUGCUGGAGGUAAAGAAAGAGGGAGCCUCGCCUGAAAAACUGGCUUCAGUUCAUCAAGCGAUGGUGAGACGUGAGUCACCGGAGCGGCACAAGUAGAUUGGGGGGUGCUGAAACUCAACAGGCCAAAGAGGGGAAAACCGCAUUCUGGCCGCGCGCACCAAGGCGCGAGGAGGAGGCGCCUCUUCGGCUUUCUCGAUGGAUUCUUCCAGCCCGCUUCUGCCUCAGAUGAGAAACGCUCUGCCGUGGACAGUAGCGAGCCGUGACGCCACGCUGUGAAAACAUGACGCACCGCAGCGCGCGGAGAGCCGCAGCAGGCGCGAGCGGCUCUGUUCCUGCGCACCGGGAGCGGAUUUUCCACGGGACAGCCGGUGGGACCAGAUGGAGGGUUUGGAGGAAGGAUAGACACAUUUCUUCUGUCAUGUCAGCAAAGGCCAAGGUCCUGCUGUGGGUGCUCAUCUCCUUGCUGCCUCUGGUGGAAGGAGCUCACAUGAGAGCUGCUGCUGCUGGUGGUGGACUGGGAUCAGACCUGAACCAUGCUGCAGGCCUUCUGGAGGCUCAGGAGGGGAGAGACUUUCCGGUCACGCUGCCAGAGGUGGUGGAGGACAAGGAGCAGGAGGAGGACAGCAAGCCUUACCCCACAUGGCACGCUCUCUACGAACCCUUUGUAAUGGACGAGCUGGAUGACCAUCCCAGUGUCCGCUGGGCGGGGCGCUCCCCACGCUCCUCCGACCCCACAGCACCUCAGCCGAAGGGGUCGCAAAAGAAGAAGAAGAGGCGAAGGAAGAAAGGAGAGGACGAAGGAGAGGAGGCAGGGAACACGGACAGAAGGGGGAAAGGUAAAAGCCGGCCCCCAAAGCAGAGCAGCAGGGACUGCCGGGUGGAGAAGAAAGAGAUGAAGGUUAGGGACCUCGGACUGGGCUUCGAUUCGGACGAGAUCGUCCUCUUUAAGUUUUGCGUGGGCUCCUGCCAGAGCGCCAGGAUAAACUACGAUCUGGCGCUGAACGCGCUGCUGGAAAACGGCUCCCUUCCGCGCCGCGUCGCCCGGAAGGUGAGCAGGAACCCCUGCUGCCGGCCAGACCGCUACGAGCCGGUUUCCUUCAUGGACACCUCCACCACCUGGAGGACCAUAGAGUCGCUCUCAGCUGCCAGCUGCAUGUGCAUCGGCUGAACGGACGCUCGGCGCUGUGUGCAAAAAAAAAAAAAAAAGCCCAGCGGGAGGCACUGUCACACAUGGGAAGUUACAGAGCCGUGUGUUGGGCGCAGCUGGAAGAAAAAGGGCUUAAAUCAGAGACUAAUGUGGAGCAGCAGCAGGGAAUGAACAGACUGUUUUCACAUCCAUGUCGGACACGGGAUUCAGGAACCUGCGGGUCCCAGAACUCCUCCGAAAAAAAAACCAAGCAAAAACAAAACUCCUAUCUAAACCUGUUUUGACUUUUUGUUGGAAGAGACCUGAGAUAAAAGAACAAAAAAGCCUAGUUAAAGGACUGACACUGUGUUUAUACUGUAACUUUAACUAAACGCUUACUGCAAACAGUGAAACCAGCACUUCCCAAAAAACCCCAACAGUCUUUUUCUUCCCCCAACCCCCCACGUCCACCCCUCACCCCACCCCACACACACAAACAGAGACCUCACAUUGUAUCUUUUUCUAUACGUUCAGGUGAACUCAACCUAAUGGAUGCCAUGCAUCUUCAUGUAUUACUGUGUAAGAGUAAAAUAUAUUUAUUACAGAUAAAUUAUUUAUUUAUUAUGGCUUCAUAUGAGAGCUGUUUUAUAUGGACUCUAUAAUGUAGAUACAAAUAUAUCUAUUUAUUGCCAAGAUUCACAUUUCACCCUCGCAGCUGCUUUUUGUUGACUCCGUCUCAGUGAUUCAUUUCCACAUUUUUCCAAACGCAGGAACACAAACCAGACAGUUACCGUAACUAUAGUUACUGUCUCUCUCACACCGUUCAACCCAACCAGCAGAACGUAAAUAAUCCUCCAUACUGUCGUAAUGAUCCUGAUUUAUUUUGUUUUACCUCAACGUCGCCUCUCAGUCUUGAUUCUAACUUGUAGACAUGGGCCAGUAAAAAACUCUCAUAACAUGAAGUAACAACAGCACAGCUCCACGGUAUUAACACAAACUUUUAAACAGGACAUGAUCUGUUCCCCUUUAACUGAAGAGCUACAGGUAUUUCUACGGCUGCUAAAAUGAGCCGUAGAUAUACGGCUCAAAUACGGCCAAAUAUUUAUUAUUGUUAAAAAUCCAGAAUGAACAACUGGUAAUGUUAGGGCCAGAAUAUUGGACAUUUUUCUGGUCUCCUCCUUAAAGCAAAUUCAAGAAGCUGGUUUUAGUUGGUUAGUUAACCAGGCUUCCUGCAGGUGGAGUCUCCAGCGGCUGUUUAACACGCAUGCCUCUUGUAGCUUGUCAGCCGUACUUUAAAACAGCAUUACUUUGAAAGGAGUGCUGGGUGGUUCUUCUUCUUCUAGUUUCUACACCAUGACUGCAGCUGGGUUUGUCUUCUGUGCGAGCCAGGAAGCUUUGUGAGGGUAGAAGCCUUCUUUCAGCCAGCUGACCAGCAGUCGCUGCUGGAUCUGAAAAGCUGUGUUUAUUGUCGUUGGCUGUUGUCAUCAUUUUUGCUUUCUAAAACAAACUUAGUAUUUGUUUGUUUUCACAAAUCUGGGCUUGUUGCAGCGAAGAGGUGUGGGUAUGAGAUGAUCACGUCCUUCAAACUAUUGAGUUUGUUUGUCUUUUUAAAGGAGACGUUGCACAAGUCCUGAAUACCUGAAUGUUUCACUUCUACACAUAGACGCCUUGACAACUGAAAACACCUCACACUGAUAGGAGCUCAAACAUUUCUGGAUGGGAUAUCAUUUGGCAUCUAUUCUUUCAGGCCAUUAAAAGCCGAGAUGGUGACCAGGCCACUGUAGUAGCCUGUAUAUAGUAUAUAUAUAGAGAGAUGUGCCACCCCUACGAAAUUUUCUGGGGCCGCCAGAAAAUUUGAAAUUGCGUAACAAAACCUCCAACUGUCUUUCAUGCAUUGUAGUGGUUCCAUAAUUCAUAUGACACUUGCUGUUACCUAUUAUUAUUAUUAUUAUUAUUAUUAUUAUUAUUAUUAUUAUUAUUAUUAUUAUGAAAUGUUCUAUUUUUUCUAUGGCAUUAUCCUCCUAGGGAAUAAAGUUUUCAAAAUCUAAAUAGUUUCAUCAUUGUACUGCUCAAACAUCUGUGGUCAGUUUCCUCGACUGAAUCAUUUUUGGAAACCUGCCGCCUUGUGGAUUGAGGUUGCAGCACCACCUGGUGGCCGAAGCUGAAAAGCACCGAUUUAACCUGGGAGGUUUGCGUCGUAGCUCGCACCUCUGCACACAAAUAAACCCAAACGACAACAAUCAGCCUUAAAGUUUUAUUCAUUUAUUUAUUUUUCCUCACGACCAACAGAUCCAACAUAAAUCUCUGAAAGUGUCUGAUAAGUAAGACAUUUUUCUGUGUGUGCGUGCAUAAAUCUUAAAAAUGAAAAUAUGCAAUAUGAAUACCUAGCAAAUGCACAAUGUUUACAUUAAAUACUCCACACAUAACAAAUAAAGCAGUGCUGGAAAUGAGAGCAUACAGAUCAACAGCAACACAUGAUGGAUGAACAUCACAGUGGAUGGCACUAACAUUUCCACUUCGAGCAUUAAUCUCUGAGGAUCAUACACAACUUGUACCCAUGGGGUAGAAUAAUAUAAUAUUUCUGCGCCAGUGCUUAGAAGAAAAAAAAAACAAAAACAUUCCUAAUCACAGAUCCAUUCUGCAGCAGAUUUUUUUCCUGGGAAGAUUUCCGUCCCUGGCCAAAGUGGAAAUCGUGUUCUGCUCUGCUCUUCACUCCACAGCUUUCAAAUUCGCCAGUUCCACUAUGCACAGCUUCAGACCUUACAUUCUACUACCUCAUUUUGUCUUGUGCUUUAAUUUUGGGAGCUAUGAAGAUAUCUGGCAGAUGCUGGUAGAACUUUUUCCCAAAUCCAGUUUUAGGCUGAAGAGCAGCAUGUGAGUCAGCACCACCAGAAAACACUGCUGGUUCGACUCAUGGUUAGUGGCUAAAUGCAGGAUUUCCCAUCAUCCUGACCAGGCCUUGCUCAUUGCAUGAGGUGGUACAGUGUUUUUAAGAUGUUCAACAAAAUGUCCCACAUUUUGGUCGGACACUUUGCUGUGAUUGGGCUGAAAACACAGAAAACUUAACACUGCUAGAAGAAGAAAUACAACCAGAACCAUAAAAAUUAAACAUUGGGUUAUAAAAAUAAAGUACAACAAGAAACUAACAAUUAUUGGGGAAGUGAUUCCAAAUGAACUAUAUUUAACUUUUGUAAAUGUCUAAUUUAAAACAUUACUCUGUGUGGUAUUUUAUGUUUUUUUUUUUUUAAUUAUUAAAAUUUUGUUUGGUUUUGCUCCACAGUUAGAUAUCAGAGGUCUGCAACCAGGGCCACAUUCAGUGGCUUCCCAUGUCUCUACACAAACAUACAAAUCUCACUGUGUUUCGGUUUCAAAUAAAAGUUACAAAUUGGAAUUUUACUUUCCAGUAUAAUGCAGUGUGUGAAACAGCUAAUACUUCAUUAGCUUGUUAGAUCAUGAAACCUGCUGGCAGAAACCUGUUUUUUUAACAUUGCUGAGGCAAUCUGCUGAGAGGAAACCUUUGAAAAAUGUCUUUUUUUUCCACAUGUAAUGAGAUUUUUCUACAUUCUAAAGCAUGAAACAUGUUGAAGUAAGACUUACAAUAACCAGGAAAAAGAAAUAAAGAUAUGGUCUACUAAAAUUCUUCUUAAAGGGACAGUGUUAUGUGUUUUCCAGGCACAUAGUGUAAUUUUAUAGCACAAGCAACUAUGUUAACUGCCAUUGUCAUGAAAAUGAUUUAUGUAUCAAAAAUAACAUAAAAGUAAUAUGACUUUGCAGUUUGAUGCCUUGAAAUUAGUCUCUGUCUCUUUAAGAAGCUCCUAUGCUUUCUGACACAAGUCCAAUCAGGAGCUGUGUGGAAAACACAUCACUUGGUAAGAGCAAGUGUUUAUGCACCUGACUGGUUGCCCAGGGAGAUUCAAGGAUUCCUCAAACAUGCAUGAAAUAAUCAAGUCAACACUCCAGGUAUGUUUUUGAAGACCAAAUAACAGAACAUAAUAUAAAGCUUAAAAGAGUUGAUUUUCCUUAAUACCCAGGUUAAUCCCAAACAUGUCUUUAAAUCUGCCUUACUCCCUGGUUGUUAUGGGGACUACAGCUGCACAAUAUUGAAAAAACUGACAUUGUGAUUUUUUUUUACCUCAAUAUGAAAAAAUACACAAUUUUUAAACAGAUGACUUGAAUAACACCUUAAGCUAUGCUAUCUUCCUGCCAUCUUGUUAAAAAUGAACCUAAUCCUUUGUAUUUGAGAGUUAUUCUUAAUGAUAUGGCUGCAAAAUAUUAGAAACCUUGCAAAGGGGAUAUCCGUAAUACUGCAAUGAAGACAUUAGGAAAUGAAAUUACAUCAAACUUAAAUAAUGCUAUCUAGGUGACUAAAUAUGACAUUAGCAUGAAAAAUACAAGUUCAUAACACUUUGAAUAUUUUAGCCAACAAUGAUUGCACUCCUUUGUAAUAUGAAUAUUGCACAUACUGCGAUUAUGGCAUAUCGACUACGAUAUAAUGUGCAGCCCUUAGUGGUGACGCACAUUCCCCUUCCUGCAAAAAUGUCCACCUUAACUUUCUUUGACAUCCCAUUGUUUGGUCACUUACAAGCCUCAUCUUACUUUAUCUUACUCCAAUAUGCUGAUGGAGUUGGUUUCCAUUAAUCCAACUGACAGCUUCAGCUUGGUCUCAGACUUCCCAAAACAUUUCUUCCCCUAAUUAUCCACCAGGGAAUUUUCCUCUCACUCUGCUUUCUGGAGCAGCUUUGUUUUGUGUUUUGUCCUGGACCUGGACAAACAUGACUGCUACCUGCCUCUUUAGUAGAGAGCCACAGGUUUACAGGGCUAACUCUUCACUAGACUUGCACAAAAACACAAAUGGAAUCAAGUCACUGAGCUGUGAGUCAGCAGGCAACAGCAGAGAGAACAUUCACCUGGUUGAUCUGGAAGGCUUCCUCACUCCCCUGACACCACACACACAUUCACUCCUCCACAGAAGCCCACCUUCCAAAAGAACCUUUUAGAGACAGGCCAACACUGCAUCCAUAAUCACUGUACACUAUUUCAAUUCAGCCUUGACCACUGUAAACAUUGUGCUUUUCAUGUUUUCCUACAUCAGGUCGUUCUGAGACACCAAAAUGUUCCUUUUGGCUGUUUCACAAAUAAAAUAAAGAUUUCAUAAUAAUGUUCAGUGUAGAUCAAUCCAGCUGAGGUCCGACUGAUCAGUCUAAAUAUUUGAGGUUUUAUUUCCCAGAUGUUCUGACUACUUUAAAACACAUAAACACUUUAACUUGGCUCCAAAUCAGAAAAAGUUAAAUGACACUAAUUCCAGCCUCAACGUUUUUCAUUUAUUUAUUUUUUACAAUGCUUUCUGUUUGCUCACCACAAGACGGCGCCCAUGUUCACGGACUGGUUAUGCAAAUAAGCAAUAGAAAACCUGUUCAGAGCCUGAUUUUCUUACAUGCUGUUGUGCCAACCUCGUCAGAAAGCCUUCCUGUUUGUAUCUAAAACCGCUGAAAAUGCUCAGCACCCAAAUGAUUUAUGAGUAUUUUUAUUUUUUGUAUUUAUAAAAUUCAGCUGCAUUCUCUGUCACAGACUAUCUGUAAACAUUCUGACACUUUGUCCUGUUUAUGAGUGCAACUAAUGGCAUAAAAUGCAGAAAGGCCCCACGACGACAGGAGGUGAAAAAAAUAAUAAUGUGGUGUCAAAGCACAAAUCAUUCCUGGACAUUAUGGACAUAGUUGAAUAAAUAAAAGUGUUGUUUUCCUUUUGGAAGUUGCAGACUGUGUAAAAAUUGAGCUUUAACAUUUUAUAUGAUGUUUGAUUAUUUGGGGCAGAGGUGUCAAAAUGAUUUUAAUUUUGAGACACAUCAAGAUCAUGAAUGUCCUCAAAGAUCCGGUCAAAGUAGAAUGUAUUGAUGAAACUACCCAUUAUCAAACUGUUGAAAUAUUAAUAAAUAUCUCCUCUUAAAAAUAAAUAUUGAACACAUUUAGCAGGAUACUGAUCAAAACUGUUUUGAUGUGAUUAAUAAAAUGAUAUUUAAGCACCCGA